Messenger RNA from Symbiodinium sp. CCMP2456, 294 nucleotides. NCBI's taxonomy places the organism in Eukaryota, Dinophyceae, Suessiales, Symbiodiniaceae. The record is from the annotation of a GenBank genome assembly.
AUGGCAUACGGCUAUGGCCCCAAGCCUGCCUACCACUCCAAGAACUACCACAAGGAGGCCUUGCGGAAUGUGUACCGUCGGAGGCUUGAUCACCUGGGCCUGAAGCUUCAGCAGCUGGACCUGGGUGGCGACGUGGAGAGCACAGAAAGGGAGGGCGUAACUUAUGGAAACCUCCUGGGCUCUGUGCAGCUUCCUGGCUCCACACAGCAGGGAGCCCAGGAGGUGCCUGCAGUGGUGAGACGCCGCACCACAGAGCAAGCGGCACCCCUUUGCCUGUCUGACCCCCACCGCUGA